AUGUCAACUUCAGUUUCUCCAAAUUAUUUGGACUUGGUUCCAAUUGAUUUUAUGAUGAAAUUAUUACCAUCAGAAUAUACUUUUCAAAGUUUAUUUGAAGUCGAUUACAGUAAAUGGGAUUGGAGUCAAUUAAUCCCAUCAAAAGAUUUCAAAUUUAUCGAGGGUGUUACACCAUUCACAAAUAAAAAUUUCAUCUUUAUGUCUAUUUUCCUUUAUCUUUUAACUGUUUUAUCAAUUAAAGUUUUAUUUAAUGUUUUAAAUAUAAAAGGAUGGAGACUUGGUAUGAUAUCAGGUAUUCAUAAUUUAAUUUUAUGUGUUUGGUCAUUUGUUAUGUGCGCAGGUUUAUCAUAUGAUCUUUUACUUUUAUUCACUUCAUCAGAACAUGGUAUAAACGCAUUAUUCUGUUCACCAGAGUCAAAUCCAUUAACUGGAAGAAUAUUUUACUGGCAUUAUUUAUAUUUUAUCAGUAAAUUUUAUGAAUUUAUUGAUACUUUAAUUAUUGUUUUAAAAAGAAGAGAAUUAAUUUUCUUACAUAUUUGGCAUCAUGCAAUUGUUGUUUUAAUUGUUUGGACAUGGUUACCAGGAGUUGCAUAUGCAAGUGUUGGUAUGUUUGCCAAUACAUUAGUUCAUGUAUUUAUGUAUUACUAUUAUUUUAGAACAUCAAUUAAUCCAUCAGUUAGAAUUUGGUGGAAAUCAUAUCUUACAAGUGGUCAAUUAUUCCAAUUUUCAAUGUCAUUCGUAUUAGCAAUUCCAUUCCUCUUACAAGAUAUUUCUUUAAAUCAAACCACUGGUAAAUUUAAUCAUUCAUGUAAAGGUUGGGGUGCAUUUGGUUUCACAAUGGUAAACAAUUUAAUAUUUUUAAUUUUAUUCAUUAAUUUCUAUAUUCAAACAUAUGUUAAUAGAAAAUCUUCAACAAAAUCAAAAUCAAAAUCUGAAUAA
This is a messenger RNA of Dictyostelium discoideum AX4, 939 nucleotides long. Its product is annotated as GNS1/SUR4 family protein. The record is from RefSeq and is a predicted model, not a curated record. Gene Ontology annotation, cellular component: membrane. The transcript is spliced from 4 exons. Gene Ontology annotation, molecular function: fatty acid elongase activity. The coding region runs from base 1 to 939 and encodes 312 amino acids. NCBI's taxonomy places the organism in Eukaryota, Evosea, Eumycetozoa, Dictyosteliales, Dictyosteliaceae.